GAACCGGUGUGUCAGCUGCCUGGGGGUGGGGAAGAAGCGGGCAGCCGAGCAGGCACCUGAAGCGAGGAAACAGCUCGAGUCACUUGCUGCCUUGCCCCAGAGGACUGCUGUGCUGUUCCUUUUCCAGCUGCUUGUGCAUUUCGCUCCUCGGCAAAGUCCAGUCCCUUAUCAUUGGCCGCCUCCAGCUAGAGGGCCGGCCCCCAGCAGCGACUAGCUCUUGCGCCUUCCCCGUUUCGCUUCACUUUCUCCAUUGCCUGCUUGCCUGCAGUCUCGCCUUCUUUCCCGGAGCAGCCCAAGAAUGCACGCGUCGGCGGCACGUCUCGUGACCACCCUGGUCGCCCUGCAGCUGUGCCCAGAUGUUCUCGGGGGCCCGCAGCACCAGCCGUUCGUGCUGAACGCAGACUGGCGCCUCCGGCUGACCCAGGUCCAAAACUUCAGGUGGGAGAAAUGUGGCCCUUCAUCGCUACCUGCUGUUAUAAAGAGUAUGAGCAUAGAGCCAGACCCCAUCCCCAUCCCAGGAGAUGUGACUUGUUCUGUAUCAGCUGCUACAACUAUGGCCCUUACUCCACCACUGCAGGCAGUAGUCACUUUGGAAAAGAAGCUUGGUGACAUAUGGAUAAAGCUCCCCUGUGUGGACGACAUUGGGAGUUGCACCUAUAAAGACAUUUGUACUGAUCUGGAUCGUCUUAUCCCUCCAGGCCAAGCGUGUCCAGAACCCUUGCAGUCUUUUGACAUUCCUUGUCACUGUCCCUUCAAAGCGGGUACUUACAACUUGCCUACCUCUCAGUUCUACAUACCCAACAUGGACUUGCCUUCUUUCCUCACUAAUGGGAACUACCAGUUGAAGGUUGAACUGAGUAUUGGUGACCAAGAUCUUGCCUGUUACGUCUUUUACUUCUCCCUGCAUGCUGAGAGUGCCUGGUUUUGGUGAACAGAACACAGGCAUCCCUGAUGAAGAGAGUGCCAUAUUUUCCUCCUGCUUUUUCUGUCCCAUUAAAAUACUAGUAUUGAGACUCACUUUGCAGCCUUAAGGGGAAGGGGAAUAAUUACUGCUUUUAUGAUGGCUUUUAAUCUCUUGGAGAGAGAACCAAACUCAGUGAAGAAAUGUUCAUACAUAUUUUAAAUCGGAAGUGGGAGCCAGUGUUCGUUCUUUGGGCUGCUUUACACAGGGUAUUUGUCCUACAUAGGAAUGGGGUAGGGGUGUGAAGUGUAUAAUAACAACAAUAAUAAUAAUAUGCAUAGAUGAUGUAAAUAUUGAUCUGACUGCAUGCCAAGUGCAGCUUCUGAGCAUAGGAACAUACAGUAAAGUGAUACAUGCACAGUCUUUACACAUGGUCAGAUACAUGGGAUUCCCCUACGUCCCACUUAUUCUCAAACUGUGCAGUAGACAUGAGACACCAAGAGCAGGUGCUGUUCGAGGAGGAUGCCCUAAACAGGAACUUGACAAAUGGAGACUGAGGGAAGGAAUUGCUCUGUCCCAUCUCUUUGAACUGCAGUCCAGAAAAAUCCAGGCCCCAUUACCACCGCCUCAAGACCACAAUGUCUACUGUAGUGGCUCCAUCACCCACUCAUGCCACUUCAGCCAACCUCAUCUCUUCCUCCUGACCUGGGCUUGGUAGGUGAGUGACUGGAGGAAAGCAAAGCAAUGGGGACAAGGAGAGAGGAAAGGAAAGCAGGGAAGAGUUAUUGUGUGACCCUUUUAAUAUCAAUUCACUGUAGAUCUUGUCAUGCCACUUCACACACAUGGCUCUGCAUGGAGCAUGUCUCCUUGAGCCCACCCUCUAACUAUAUGAUUGGGUAGGGCAGCCUAGAAAAUAAAGCAAGAAUACAAAAUUCAAAAGGGUUAAGAAAUAUUGCGCUCUUCACUUAUGCAGGAGAAACAUCAUGUGAAAAGUGGCCCUUAUGUGCAUGCUUGACCUUAUUUAGUGUGCACAACAUUGUUGGUUGUAAUAUCACUGGCCUGUUUGGACUGGCACUUGCCUUUCAGGCAAGCUUCUAGUGGCAGCCACAGCAGUAGUGGGGGAACUCUCAGCCUGAAGAUUGUGCAGGUAAUCCUGAAAACGUUUGCAUUUUGUGUAAGACUCUACUAACAUUUAUGGAAAGGACCAAAUACUUGCCCGUCUUCUCCAAGGUACCUAUAGAUCUGUUUGGGUACAGCUGGACAACGUAGGACCAUCUUCAUCCUUACAUUAUUUUCUUGUCCAACUAGAUAGGGAAAGAUAAUUACUGACAUCCUAAUUCCUAAGGAACCAAUUGACUGAUUCCAUGCUCUGAUGGAAGUUCUGGAAGCCAGGGCUCUAUUAUUAUUCUCAAGGAGACAGGCUCAUGACCACUAGAUUGAAAAGGAGCAAAUUGAUUGGCUUAUGAACAUUCUAAUCAUUGCCAUUUUGGAUCACAAGUUAUCUGGUGGUUAACCAGGUAAUCUGAAGAGAUAAAAUGUAGAAUUAAAGGUAAAAUAUGCUGUCAAGUCGAUUUUGACUUGUGGCACCCACAGAGACCUGUGGUUUUCUUUGGUAGAAUACAGGAGGGGUUUACCGUUGCCGCCUCCUGCACACUCCUGGAAUCUGCACAGUAUAAGAUGAUCUUCCUAUAUUGCUUCUGUCUGAUAUAGGUGUUUCCCAUAGUCAUCCCAUAGUCUGGGAAACAUACCAGCGGGGAUUCAACCCGGCAACCUUCUGCUUGCUGUUCAAGCAUUUCCCCAUUGUGCUGUAUACUAGAGUCUAUAUCACUAACAAUUUCAGGUAUUGUGGCCUACAAUAUUACAGGUGAUUGGUCUGGACCGUGUUGGGAUUAUUGCCUACCAGUCAGUUCUAUGAGUGGUAGAACGAAUCUGUUUGGUAGCUAUUAGGAGUGCUGUGCUGGCAAAUGUCUUACGUUUGAAUAUGUGCUGAUCACAGUCUUGUAGAGUUAACAAUGAGCCAAUGUAAGCUGAUAGAAAGAGGCUAGUUUCUGUAGCGUGACUCUGCUUGACUGAUUCUUAUGCAAACUCUUCCACUAACCACCAUGAUGUCUAUUUAAACCUUAGGGUGUGUUCUGUCUCCCCUCCCCCAUAGGCAGGUUCACAUGAACAGUGGGACCUGAGGUUUGCACAAGCACUUGCAGCCUCAGGAGCAUGCAUUCCUCCCCCAGCCCCCAUGCAAGCCUCUGCUUCCCAUCCAGGUUCCAAUAUGCUGAGACGGGUUGUGACUGCCUUGUUUCCAUUAGGGAGCUCAACAUUUGUAACGUACUUCAGAUCUCAGUUGGGUUCUUUAGUGGAAGUAGGAUAUGAAGCAUGCAGAGAUUGAUUGUAGUUAUGUCCAAACCCAUCUUGGCAUAUUGGAAUCUGGACAGGAAGCAGAGAUUCUCACAAGGAUGGGGAGCACACAGUGUCUGCUCCCGGGGCUAUGGCACUCAUGCCAACCUCAGGUGGUGUACGUGCAAAUCUGCCCAUUAGGACCUUAAGUAUGUAGGGUAAGCCCUACAAGUUUCUAUGAAUGUGUGUAAGCAAUCUUUGUUACAAGAGUUACAACUUAAUCUGUCCUGUUUUUAUUUCUUCAUGUCAUUUAACCUUAAGAGUGAGUUGUGCCACUAGUAUCUCCAGGGAAAAAAUAUCCUAUUUUAUUUCCUAUUGCCAUCUUGAUUCCUGAGAUCUUUUGUAUUCUCUCCCCAACAUGCUUUUAGGCCUCAUUUAUCUCCACUCUACCAUGCUUCACAUUUCCCCUGCUGUAUAUUCCAGACAAAUACUAUGCUCCUUUUUGAGAGAUUAGGAAAAAACACCCUGACAGCAUAUAGAGGAGUAAUGGUCCAGGCUGAAGGAAGAAUAGCCCCACCAUCAGUGUCCUUCCCACCCCUUGUUAUCAAACCAUUGGGUCCUAUCAAGCCAUUUUUCCUCCUUGUCAGAGCCAGUGAAAAUAUUGUGAGGAAUCUGUAGUCCCUGAAUGAAGCUGGAGAUCCCGAUUCCAGUGGUGAAUGAUGAUUCCUCAGGGAAGAUUGCUCUGCUUUAAGAACAUAGGAAGUUGCCAUAUACUGAGUCAGACCAUUGGUCUAUCUAGCUCAGUAUUGUCUACACAGACUGGCAGCAGCUUCUCCAAGGUUGCAGACAUGCGUCUCUCUCAGCCCUAUCUUGGAGAUGCCAGGGAGGGAACUUGGAACCUUCUGCUCUUCCCAGAGCGGCUCCAUCCCCUGAGGGGAAUAUCUUAGGGUGCUCACAUGUGGUCUCCCAUUCAGGUGCAACCAGGGUGGACCCUGCUUAGCUGGGGGGGGACAAGUCAUUCUUGCUACCACAAGACCAGCUCUCCUCCUCGUGGAUAGGUUUUCAGAUUUAUUUAAUAUAUGCAAGUCAAGAAUGAGAAUUGUGCCACUCUCUGUACCACCACCAUGAGAAGGAAUUUUCCCAACUCCAGCUUAGGAACAGAACAUCCCCCACCUGCAUUUUUCAUUACACUUCUUUGCAUGAUACAGUUACACACUUGCACCCAGGCUGUGUGUAAGAGACCCUCACAUCACUGCAUAUAAAGAGUGUGUACGAUACCACUGCUGGAUGUCUUGCAUUAUUGUCUGCUGAGCAUGCAAUUAUCAUUUUGUAUCCCAUCCUAAAUUGCUGUCAUAUCUGUGGCAUGGGUAUCUGGCAACCUUUGAAUAUUACCAAGAGCUUUUACAAGACCAUGCUAUUAAAGCAUCUAAGAGCACCUUGACUGAGAAUGGACACUAUACCAUAGUGUGUGUCCCAAUGCCAGAUAAUUGCUUGAUGGGGUUAAAUAAGUAAUAUGGAACACCAUGGAUAUAACUUAUGUACAUAUAUGGCACAUUUAUAUUUAGAAAAGCUUCAUUUUCCCUGAAUGUUUUACAGUUUAUCAUUGAUAAUGGGUUUUAUGUUGGUUUUUAUUUGCACUGUCCUAAUCAUCUCUCAAAUUAUUGCCAUCGUAAAUGCUUAUCAGAAACCAGUUGAUUUAUUUUGUGAAGUCUGCUGAAAAAAAUUCACUGGCCUUUGGUGCUGGUGCCAUAAUGUAUUAAAUAAACCUUUUUAUUGAUA
Molecule: messenger RNA, 5011 nt
Organism: Hemicordylus capensis (graceful crag lizard)
Lineage: Eukaryota; Metazoa; Chordata; Lepidosauria; Squamata; Cordylidae
Gene: GM2A
Product: ganglioside GM2 activator
Exons: 4
Coding region: 299-931 (210 amino acids)
Biological process (GO): lipid transport; ganglioside catabolic process
Cellular component (GO): cytoplasmic side of plasma membrane
Molecular function (GO): enzyme activator activity; lipid carrier activity
Source: RefSeq, a predicted model, not a curated record